UACGGAGAGAUGUUCAAGACAUUGAACAAACACGUGGCCGAGGAAAACGAGACAUUUCAAAAUCAACAACUCCUUGGAACCAUAAUUAGGCCUACACAUUAGAGACAUUGGCCUGGUCUACAUUAGGUCACCAAAAUGCAUGCAUAGAACAAUCCUUCGUUUGGGGUUUUAUUUUCUCCUCUUAUAUUUUCUAGGGCCAUCGUUUUAGAGGCCCAGACACAAAACAUUUCGAUGAUGACCUUUGCCAUGCUGCGGCCAAUGGCGACUCAUAUGAUCAGCUACCCGGACCUGGGUAUGAUGUCCGAAGACGAGGAGAACCGUAGUGAGAGCGACGGUAGCUCGGAUCAGAGCUAUGGAUGCUGCGUCUCUGCUGACAAACGCCGGAGGAUUUCCAGAAAAUCGGGAGGCAGCGGUGUUGUAAUAGUGAAACAGCGGAACGCAGCCAAUGCCAGGGAGCGCGACCGUACACAAAGCGUCAACACGGCAUUUACUGCACUCCGGACUCUUAUACCCACUGAGCCGGUGGACAGAAAGCUCUCCAAGAUUGAGACGCUUCGCUUGGCAUCCAGCUAUAUCUCCCACCUCGCCAACACCCUGCUGCUCGGAGACGGGAAUGGAGAUGGACAACCUUGUCUUGGCGCGGUUUACGCGCAAGGAGAGAGCGGUCAAAAGCAACCUCGGACCAUCUGUACCUUCUGUUUGAGCAACCAAAGAAAGGGGAUAAAGGAUGGCAAAGAGAUGCGAGGUGUUGGUUCACUGAGGGUGAGCCGCAGAUAGAAGACCAGACAAUAAACCACAGCAACCAGAACCACAACUCCCCAUCCACAACUCAGGGAACACUAAAAGCAGGUCAUAACAGAACCAUACUCAUCAUGCUGGAGAAUAUGUAACGAGAGACUAUUUAUACUUGAGGGAAAGGCCAUGGAACAAAACAAGGCCUAAUAUGUGAAGCCUUUCAAAAAAUGCAGUGCAUUUAUUGAUAGAGAAUUUAUAGAUUUUUAUAUUUGUGUGAUAUUUGUGUUGUACAUGUAUUACAUUUUGAAAUAAAAUAUAUUUUUUAUCUAAAUGAAAUUUCCCCUACUAAGGGAUAGUUUUCUUUCCUUUGAACUUCAUGUCUGUCGAUUUCUUCUCUAUU
Coregonus clupeaformis (lake whitefish) is the source of this 1135-nucleotide messenger RNA. RefSeq names its product transcription factor 15. NCBI's taxonomy places the organism in Eukaryota, Metazoa, Chordata, Actinopteri, Salmoniformes, Salmonidae. Gene Ontology annotation, biological process: regulation of transcription by RNA polymerase II; developmental process. The transcript has 2 exons. Bases 232 to 777 code for a protein of 181 amino acids. The record is from RefSeq and is a predicted model, not a curated record. Gene Ontology annotation, molecular function: protein dimerization activity; DNA-binding transcription factor activity, RNA polymerase II-specific; RNA polymerase II transcription regulatory region sequence-specific DNA binding.